Molecule: messenger RNA, 1752 nt
Organism: Myzus persicae (green peach aphid)
Lineage: Eukaryota; Metazoa; Arthropoda; Insecta; Hemiptera; Aphididae
Product: zinc finger BED domain-containing protein 1-like
Exons: 1
Molecular function (GO): protein dimerization activity
Source: RefSeq, a predicted model, not a curated record
AAUGGUAACCAAUUUAAACCAAUUAAUUCGAAAAAUUAUGUAAUUUGUGAUUUAAGUUCAUCAACUUCAAGUUCAUCGACCUGCACCUCUACAUUACCUUUACCUUCAUCUUCCGAUUUCGCAGAAAAUGAUGACUCUGAUGGCAUAAGUGAAGUGGAAGGUCCAGUUAACUCAAAUGUUGAACAUAAGUCACCAGUUAGUCGAAAACGCAAAAGACCUAAUGUAUUGAAAGUUCAAAAAUCUAAAUUUGCGUGCAGUAACGAACGAAGAGAACUGAUUCAUGAAUCAUUAGCAAAAUUAAUAUCAAUGAAUCAACUACCAAUUUCAUUUUGUUCGAGCAUAGGAUUCAAAAAUUUUAUGGCUGUCGUUGAGCCCAAUUAUAAAGUUUGUAAGCAAGAAGCAAUGAAAGCUAGAAUAAAUAGAUUAAAAAAGUUAGUUGAAACAAAAAUAAGGGAAAAUCUACAUCAGACAAAAAGUAUCGUUUGUACAACUGACGGCUGGUCUUCGUUAUCUCAGGAUUCAUAUAUUACCGUAACUGCUCAUACAAUUGAUUUACAUUGGAACGUUAGCUCUUAUACCCUUAGCACGCAUGAAAUGGAAGAACGCCAUACAGCUGAGAAUCUAGCAAUUCAAUUGGGAAAUACAUUUAAUGAAUGGGAAGUUAACAGUAAAGUCAUAGCUGUUGUCACCGACAAUGCUAGGAACAUUGUUAAUGCCAUUUCUUUAAUAUCUAGCGAUACAAACAUUAGCAGUGUAACAUGUGCAGCUCAUUCACUUCAACUUGCUAUCAACCAUUCGCUAAGGCAAGAUAAUAUUCAAUUAUUGAUUGAAAAAUGUAGUAAACUUGUUUCUCAUUUUAAACAUUCAAAUAUAGCGAAACGAUCAUUAGAAAUGAAACAAGAACAGCUUGGUAUGGCAAAAACGGCUUUGAUUCAAUACUGUAAGACACGUUGGAAUUCCACCUUCAUGAUGUUAGAACGUCUAUACCUUAAUCGAUCUCCAUUAGCUAACGUCAUAGCUGAUCGAGCUAUUACAAGUGCAACUAUGGCACAAAAGUUUGAAAUUACAGAGAGCCAAUGGGCUAGGGUAGAAUUUCUUAUCAAAAAACUCAAACCACUACAAAUAAUAACGCAACUAUUUUGUGAUGAAAAGCAUUCUCCCGUUUCAAUGGUCAGACCAUUACUACAAAAAGUAAUAGAAAAACAUUUAUCAAUAAAUGACACUGAAGAUGAUAUUGAAAUAUAUUUCAAGCAAUCACUUAUAACACAAAUAAAAACCCGUUUUAAUCUCGAAUGGACAUCCUCAAGUACUGUAAGCCUAAGUCAAAUAUCUUCUUUACUCGAUCCAAGGUAUAAGGACUUAGAACAUGAGUCACUUGAUUCAAGAGAUGAUAUUCGAAAAGAGUUGCAAAAUAUACUUGAAACUAAUUAUCCACAGGUUUCAGUUACGGAACAUUCAAAAAAUUCACAUACAAGUGCCAUGGAGUUCCUAUACGGUGACGAAAUGAUCGAUAUAAAUGAUCCAAAAACACAAUUACAAGGUUAUCUGGCUGAACCUCAACUAAGAUUUGAUUUGGAUCCUUUUGAGUGGUGGAAUACAAGAACAAUCAAGUAUCCAAUCAUUUCCAAAUGUGCGAAGAAAUAUCUCACAAUACCAGCUACAUCAGUCAGCUCUGAAAGAUGUUUUUCAACUGCCGGAAAUAUUGUUACACCAAAAAGGAGCUGCUUACUACCAGAAAAUGUAAACACGUAA